GGAUGCGGAUGCGGAUGCGGAUGCGAAGCUGGCGGCCGAGGUGGCGGCCGAGGUGGCGUCUGCGGCGGCCGCCGCGGAUGCAGAUGAGGAUGAUGAGAUCCGCGGGGGCUAUGAGGGGAACCCAGAUUUUCCGAUGGCCUCCCUGUACGUGGGCGACCUGCACCCUGAGGUGACCGAGGCGAUGCUGUAUGAGAAGUUCAGUCCAGCUGGGCCCAUCCUCUCGAUCCGCAUCUGCAGGGACAAGAUCACCCGCCGCUCAUUGGGCUACGCGUAUGUCAACUACCAGCAACCGGUGGACGCCAAGCGGGCCCUGGAGACCCUGAACUUUGAUGUCAUAAAGGGCAGGCCAGUGCGCAUCAUGUGGUCCCAGAGGGACCCGUCGCUCCGCAAGAGCGGGGUGGGCAACGUCUUCAUCAAGAACCUGGGCAAGACCAUCGACAACAAGGCGCUGUACAACAUCUUCUCGGCGUUCGGCAACAUCCUCUCCUGCAAAGUGGCCUGUGACGAGAAGGGGCCCAAGGGCUACGGGUUCGUGCACUUCCAAAAGCAGGAAUCUGCGGAGCGGGCCAUCGAUGUGAUGAACGGCAUGUUCCUGAACUACCGCAAAAUUUUCGUCGGGAGAUUCAAGUCGCAUAAAGAACGAGAGGCCGAAAGGGGAGCCUGGGCCAGGCAGUCCACUAGUGCUGACGUCAAGGAUUUCGAGGAAGACACCGACGAGGAGGCCACCUUGCGAUGAAGACAUCCCAGGAGCUAGCCAGCCAGCAGAGCCGAACCUUGGCUCACACCCGGUUUACAACCCCCCACCCCCAGCCCUCCCCCGCCAACCCACCAGCAGUGUAUUUAUUGUAUUGGGAGUGCAGGUCUCUCUCUCCCUCUCUCCCCCUCUCUCUCCCCCCUUCCUAUUUCCUCCCUCCACCUCUCCUCUCCUUCCCGUCCUCUCGCCCGCCCACCCCCACCAAGGGCGUUGUGAAUAAUCUUACUAAUCUGUGCCAUUUGUAGCUUAAAGGCUGCCUCUUCUCCCUGUGGUUUGGUUUAAAAAGCAUUUUCAUUCUCUCUUUGUUUACUGCACAGGUGAUACAAUUUCAUGGUAGAACCAUCAGAAAGGAGAAGGAUAUCAGAUGAGGGAAGAAACAAGAGAGUAAUUGCUCCCCUGGUCCUACUCCCACAGAGAGAACCACUUUUACCUUUUUGGCUUAUGAAACGUCAUCUUCAGUGCCUGCAGAGUGCUCCAGUGUAUCCGUGGACCUUAACAUUUCUGUAAUCAUUCCCGCAUUGUUGGACAUUCAGGUGGUGCCUAGUUGUUUCCCUGUGUUUAAGACCAACAUUGCGUGCUCUGUGCUUUGAUGAGUGAAUCCUUCCUUGUCAAGCCAAAUCUUCGCUAGCAUCCCGGUGGUCUCCGUAACUGUGGACUUGCAAGAUCCACAUAUAGACAUUUCAAAGACUUUUCCUGUGUGUCGCCAAAAGGCCCCCUUCAUAAGCAUUGUACCGAUUUGCACUCGUGCCGGCCAGCGCAGCUAGUAAAGUGUAUGCCCGUUUCCCCUGCAUAGUCUCCUGGUCACUGUAAUUGAUCGUGUGUGUGCGUGCGUGCGUGUGUGCGUGUGUGUGUGUGUGUGUGUGUGUGUCUUGGCCAGCUUGGCAGGCUACAAAGGGUAUUUCGCUGUCCUCGGUGGUUUUGCUGGAAUCAAACACUGCUUAUGACCCCCUUCCCCUGUGCCAACUUCCUGUCCUUUUCCCUGUUGUCAGAAAAGUAAUUCAGCGUCAUUGCAAGAAAAAAAAAUCACAAAGCAGACAAGUUAACAGAAGAAAAUUAAAGUCACUAGUAAUCAUUUCUGAUGAUUACACACACAUUCCACGAACAUUUUCAUGCACACCUCUCUGAUGUUUUCCAGAACUACCUGAAACAUUUUUGUCUGUAGGUUUAGUUUUUUUCUUGUGCGUAUAUCAUAUAUGUAUAUUAUGAUGUACAGACUGUUUUUAUAUCUGCUUUUCACACAUAAAUGUGUGUGUAUAUUUAUACACACGCAUAUUCUUGAACUUCAUUUCAUGUCAUUAAAGAUACUUUUAAAAUAUUUUCUCUGGUUCUUAAUAUUCUAUUGAACUCAUGACUAGGUAGAAGGUUAGAUAUAUGUGUGUACAUAUGUAUCUAUGUCUAUAUCUCUGUGUGUUCGUGUGUCUUAUGCAUAACUUUUUCCUCGUUGUUGAACAUCUAGAUUGUUUCUGUUUUUCCUUUAUGUAAUCUAAAGCUGCCAUGAAGUUCCUAGUGCACAAAACAUGCUGACUUUCAAGAUUAUUUCCUGAUGAGUCAUUGCUAAAAGUAGAAUUCAUGUGUCAAAGUAUAUGGGCAGUUUGAAUGUUUUUUUGGAGGGGAGGAAGAAUGUGUUAUUCAAUGGCCAUCUGUAAAUAUAGUACAAGUUCAUCUUCAUAAGGUGCAUCAGUGUUGUUACAGGACCCAGAUACCUGGACGAUUUUCUGCACUUGCUAUUACAUUUGUUUCUGCAAUUCACCAGUAUUUUCUCAGGGACACAGGAGCUUUUUUGUUUUUAUUUAUGUUAUACAUUUAUUUUUAUACAAAUUGUACAAAAUUAUAAUAGAAAAUAUUUUUUAAAAAUUGCUAAUGUAAGAAAAGAAAGUUGAAAUCCUAAUACCCCUCCUAAUACUGCUACUUGACAAAAUAAAUUUUCAAUAAUAGGUAUCUACCUACCUUUAUAUUUAUAACACAAUAUGCAUUGUUUCAUUGGAGGGUAUUUCACUAUUACAAUUAUCCGGGGUCAUCUCCGUAAAUCAUUAAAUAUUGUCCUGCAAUUCUGUUGUUACAUAUAUUCUGUCAUCAGGAUAAGCUAUGAUUUCUGCAACCAAGCAUCCUUUGGGGCUAUGUUUAAAAAGAUUCUGAUUUUUUUCCCUCGUAAGAUCAAUUCUAUGAUGAACAACUUUUUACCUGAAUGUGAAGGUAUAUUUUAUUGUUUUUUAUUCCUUACUAGUGGAAUUACAGAGUAAUAGACAUGAACAUGUUAAAUAUUUUUCUUAGUCUUUAUAUCCACUAGUUUAUAUCCACUACAGUGGUGGAUAUAAACAUGUAGAAAAGUGCGUGUAUCACGUCCCACCUUCUUAAAUUGAUCAAAGUAUUUUUAAAGUUUUGUUACGCUAAAAUAGCUUAUCAAUUUUUCUAUUAUUUCAUUUUACAAACAUUUUUAAAGAGGGAGAUCUAGUGCAUUAAAAUAUAGAUCAAAACCACUUUAGAUUAUUUUUUAUACAGGCUGCUACUAUCCAUCCAUAAGCAUUUAAAACCAAUUAUAGAAUUAUACUAGCAUAUUUUGUCAUUAUUUGCUUUUCAAUAUCUUGCAACAUCUAAAACAUCCAUGGCUAUUCAGUUUUCUCCUGAAACCAUCAUUGUAUAAGACUGGAAUUUUAUUUAAGAGUUUACCUAUUAAGGAUAUUAAAGUAGUUUCUAAGAUUUACCCCAUUAAACCCAGGGUAUGAUGAACAAUUUUGCAGUUGAAUUGCCUCCCUCUCCUAGAGCAAAGCAUUUGAUAUUUCUUUGCUUUGCACAGGGUGUAAAUUAACAAUUAAAAAAUCAAGACAAGCAUCAGAAAUAAUGAUUUUAAGAGAACAAAAAGGAGCAUCUUUUAAAAACCACUUAGAAAUAAAACAGUUUUACAAACUCUAUAAAGUGAAUAAAACAGUGCCACUGCCUUGGUGGAAGAAACAAGCUAAUUUAUGUUUAAUACUUUGAUGCAGACCCUUCAUUCAGUUCAAGGAAACUUUGAUAAUUUGGCAAAGCUAAAAAACAAAGAAACCCUUGUUUUAGGGUUUAUUCUUGUAAGGUAUGGAUUGCUAUUAUUUCUUCAUAGAAGUUAUAUGUUAAAAUAUAUCUGUUAUUUUAUUUGUUUAGCCCAUCACAGAAGGGGUUCGGAAAUAGCCCCCUAUGCACCAAAGCAAACAGAUACUGGUUUGACACAAAGGGUCCAUGUUCAGUACACAGAGAGAUCUGCCCUUAGCUUUGAUCCAAUCAGAACAAAAUCUUUCUUAUCAUUACUGGGAAAAUAAGCUAAGAGUAAUGCGAGAGAGAGAGGCAAAUCAGUUUGUCAAUUUCUACAAAGAAGACAGCUGGAAUUCUGAUGAGGAUUGUGUGAAAUAUAUAGAUUGAUUUGUGUACUAUUAUCAUCUUAGAAAUACUGUUUUCCAAUUUAUGAACAUGGAUUGUCUUUGUAUAGAACAUUUUUCUUUCAACAACGAUUUGUAGUUUUCAGAGUAGCAGUUCACAAUUACUGGGUUAAAAUUUUUAAGUAUUUAACUUUUUUGAUGCUAUUGUAAAAAGAAUUGAUUUCUUAAUUUCAGUUUUGGUUUGCUCAUUGCUACUGUAUAGAAAUAUAAUAGAUUUCUGUAUAUUGACCUUGUAUCCUGCAACAUUGCUGAAGUCAUUUAUUGGUUCUAAUAUAUAUUUGGUGAAUUUUCUAGGAUUUUCUAUAUAAAAUCAUGUUAUUACAAAGCUAUAGUAAUCAAAACAGUAUGAUACUGGCAUAGAAACAGACACAUAGACCAGUGAAACAGAAUAGACAGCUCAGAAAAAAAAAAAAACCUAGGCAUAUACGGUCAACUAAUCUUCAAUAAAGGCACAAAGAAUACACAACAGAAAAAGGAUAGCCCCUUCAAUAAAUGGUGUUGGGAAAACUGGAUAUGUGAAUGCAAAAAUCUUGGAUGCUUAUGUUACACCAUAUGAAAAAUCAACUCAAAAUAGACUAAAGAUUUAAACAUAAGACCUGAAUCCAUAAAACUCUCAGAAGAAAACAUAGAGGGAAACUGCUUUGUUCUUGGCAAUGAUUUCAUGGACAUGACACCUAAAGCAUAGACAAUAAAAGCAAAAAAAACAAGUGGGAAUACUUCACAUUAAUAAGUUUCUAUGCAACAUAAAAUCAAAAAAUGAAAAGGCAACCUAAGGAAUGAAAAAAAUUUGGAAAACAUAUAUCCAAUAAGGGGUUAAUAUCCAAAAUACGUAAGGAACUCCCACAAUUCAAUAGCAUAAAAAAUAAAACAAAACAAAACAACCUGAAUUAAAAAUGGGCAAAAGACCUAAAUGUACAUUUUUCCAAGGAAGACUUAUAAAUCACCAACAAGUACAUGAAAAGAUGCUCAAUAUCACUAAUCAUCAGCAUCAGGGAGAUGCAAGUCAAAUUCACAGUGAGAUAACACCUCACACCUUUAGGAUGUCUAUUAUCAAAAAGGGAAAAGAUAGCAAAUGUUGGCAAGGAUGUGGAUAAAAGGGAAUCCUUACACAUUGUUGGUAAGAAUGAAAGUGAGUGCAACCAUUAUGGAAAACAGUAUGUAGUUUCCUGAAAAAAUUAAAAAUAGAACUACCAUAUAAUCUAGAAGUCUCACUUCUGAGUAUAUAUCCAAAGGAAAGAAAAUCACUAUCUGGAGGAGGCGUCUACAGUGCCAUGUUAAAUGCAGCAAUAUUCGCGAUAGACAAAAUAAAGAAACAACCUAAUUGUCCAUCAGCAAAAGAAUAAAGAAAAUGUGGUGUGUAUACACAAUGGAAUAUUAUUCAGCCUAUAAAAGAAGGAAAGUCUGUUAUUUGUGACAACAUAGAUGAACCUGAAGCACAUUAUGCUAUGUGAAAUAAUCCAGGCACUAAAAGACAAAUACUGCAUGAUCUCACUUAUAUGUGGAAUCUGAAAAAGUUGAACUCAUAGAAAUAGAGAGAAGGGUGGUUACCAGGGUUUGGUGGCAGGGUUGGGAGAAAUGGGGAGAUGUUGAUCAAUAUGUACACAUUUGCAGUUAUAAGGUGAGUAAGUUCUGCAGACCUAAUGUACAGCAUGGUGACUAUAGUUCAUAAUAAUCUAUAGUAUACUCGAAAUUUUCUCAGAUAGUAGAUCUUAAGUAUUCUCACCACAAAAUAAAAAUUGUGUGAGGUGAUGAGUAUGUUAUAAGCAUGAUUGUGGUAAUCAUUUCACAACACAUACACAUAUCAAAACAACAGCUAGUACACCUUGAAUGUAUACAACUUUAUUUCACAAUCAUAUCUCAAUUAAGUGAAAAAAGAUCACAUCAUCUGUGAAUAGAAGUAGUUUUAAUUCUUUCUUUCCAGUCUGGCUGCAUGUUAUUUCAUUUUCUUGCCUAAUGACCUCAGCUAGAACGUCCAAAUACGAUGUUAAAUAAAAGUGGUGAAAAUGAAUAUCUAUAUCUUGUUCCUAAUGUUGGGGGAAAAGUACUAAGUCUUUCACCAGUAAGUAUGAUGCUUACUGUGGGGUUUUUGUAGAUCAUUUUUUCAGAUUAAGGAAGUACUCAUCUAUUCCCGAAUUACUGAGUAUUAUAAAAGAGUUUUAGAUUUUACCAAAUGCUUUUUCUGGAUUUGCUGAGAUAAUCCUUGUGAGUUUUUUCCCCCAUUGUUCUAAUGAUCUGGUAUAUAACAUUAAGUAAUUUUCAGAUGUAAAAACAAUGUAUAAUUCCUUGGAUAAAUUCCGUUUGGUAAUGUAUAAUCGUCUUUAUGUAUUAUUGAAUUCAGUACGCUAGUAUUUUUAAUCUAAACAUUAUUGUGGUCAGGUAUGCCAUAACAUGAAAUUCACCAUGUAAACCAUUUGUCAAGUUCAGUGGUAUUAAGUAAAUUCACAAUGCUGUGCAACAUUCGCUACUACAUAUCUCCCAAACUGUUUCAUCAUCUCAAACUGAAACUCUGUGCCGACUAAAAAGUAACUACCUAUUCCGUAUUCCUCCCUUGCCCCAGCCCCUGGUAAACACUAUUCUGCCAUUCUGUCUGAAAAAAUUGACAAUUCUAGGUGGGUCAUACAAAUGGAAUCACACAAUAUCUGUUCUUUUGUGUCUGACUUAUGUCACUUAGGAUAACAUCUUCAAGGUUCCUCCAUGUUGUAGCAUUCAUCAGAAUUUCAUUUUUUAAGGUGGAAGAAUAUUUUGUUGUAUGUAUGUACCACAUUUUAUGAGAAAGUAUUUUUAAUUGUGGUGAGAACACAAAACAUGAGUUCUGCUCUCUUAACAAAAAUUUUAAAUAUACAAUACAUUAUUGUUGACUAUAGAUGUGAUGCUAUGCAAGCACGUCUCAAGAGCUUAUUCAUCAUGCUUGACUGAAACUUUAUGCCCAUGGAUUUCAUUUUCCCACAUUCCUGUCCCUGGCAACAACCAUAUCACUCUUUGAUUCUAUUAAUUUGACUAUUUUAGAUACCUCAUAUAAGUGGAAUCACGCAGUAUUUGUCUUUCUGUCACUGGAUUAUUUCACUUAGUGUAAUGUCCUCAAGAUUCAUUUAUGUUGUCACAUAUUAUAGAAUUUUGUGUGUGUUUUUAAGACUGAAUAGUAUUCCAUUUCAUGUAUAUAUCACAUUUCUUUAUUCAUUCAUCCAUCGAUGGACAUUGAGGUUGUUUGCCCAUAUUUGCUAUUAUGAAUUAUGCUGCAAUGAACAUAGGAGUGUUAAUUUACCUUAGAGAUCUUGAUUUCAAGUCUUUUGGAUAAAUAUCAGAAGUGGAAUUGCUGGAUCAUAUGGUAGUUCUAUUUUUAAUUUUGCAAGAAACCACCAUAUUAUUUUCCCUAGCAGCUGUACUGUUUUGCAUUCCUACCAACAGUGUGCAAGUGUUUUCUUUUCCCCACAUCUUUGCCAAUAUCAUUGUCUUCUGUUUUUUGAUAAUAUCCAUCACGACAUGUGUGAAGCAACACUUCAUUGUGGUUUUGGUUUGCAUUUCCUGGAUGAUUAGACAUGUUAUUACCUUUUCAUAUACAUGUUGGCCAUUUGUAUGUCUUUUGAAAAAACAUCUAUUCAAAUUCUUAGCCCGUUUUUAAAUUCAGUUACAGGUUCCUUUACAAUUGAGCUGUAGGUGUUACUUAUAUAUUUUGUAAAUCAACCCCUUAUCAAAUGUAAGGCUGGCAAAUAUUUUCUCUCAUUCUGUAAAUUGCAUUUUCACUCUAUUGUUUCCUUUACUGUUCAAAAAUCUUUUUAGCUUGAUGUAGUCCCACUUUUUGUUUUUUAUUUUUGUUGCCUGUGCUUUCGGUGUUAUAUCCAUGAAAUCAUUGCCAAGACCAACGUCAUGAAGCUUUUUUCUUAUGUUUUCUUAUAAGAGUUUUACGGUUUCAGGUCUUCUUUUAAGCCAUUUUUAGUUGAUUUUUGUGUAUGGUAUAAGAUAAAGAUGCAAUUUUAUUCCUUUGCGUGUCAAUAUUUGGUUUUCAUGGCAUCAUUUAUUGAAGAGAUUGUCCUUUCCCCAAUGUAUGUUCUUGGCACCUAUGGCAAAAGUGAAUUGAUUGGAAAUGUGUGAAUUUAUUUCCGGGUUUUCUAUUCUGUUCCAUUGGUCUAUGUGUCUGUUUUUAUGCCAGUAUUAUGCUGAUUUGGUUAACAUAGUUUGUAGUAUGAUUUGAAGUCAGGUAAUGUGAUCCUUCCCACUUCAAUGAAACUGAUUCCAUGUUCUCCUGGGGUGUAGAAACUUUUCAAUUAGUUUUUGGUUUCUCGAAAAGGAAAUUUGUCAAUUAAUUCAUGCUCAAUUGGUGUGUUUGUGGGGGAAAGGAGAGUUUCUACUUCACCAUGUUGUGAACUCUGGGUUUUGCUACUAUUUUGCUGAGGGUUUUUUUCCUAAAGAAAUGAGUAUAUAGGGCCGGGCGCGGUGGCUCACGCCUGUAAUCCCAGCACUUUGGGAGGCCGAGGCGGGUGGAUCACGAGGUCAGGAGAUCGAGACCAUCCUGGCUAACACGGUGAAACCCCGUCUCUACUAAAAAUACAAAAAAUUAGCCGGGGGAGGUGGCAGGCGCCUGUAGUCCCAGCUACGCGGGAGGCUGAGGCAGGAGAAUGGCAUGAGCCCCGGGGGGCGAAGCCUGCAGCAGUGAGCCGAGAUCGUGCCACUGCACUCCAGCCUGGGUGAAAGAGCGAGACUCCUUCUCAAAAAAAUAAAAUAAAAUAAAAUAAAAAAAGAAAUGAGUAUAUAAAUAUGUCUACAUUCAUAAGACGUAUUGUUUUGUAGUCUUCUUGUGAUAUCUUGUUUGGUUUUGUUAUUAGGAUAAUAUUGGUCUAAUAAAAGGAUUGGGAAGUGUUUUCUUCCUUUCCGUUUCUGGAAAAUAUUGUAAUAAUUUGGUAUUAACUUUUUUUUAAAUGAUUGGUAGCAUUAACCUAUGAAGCCAUCUGGGUCUGGGCUUUUCUUUGAAGAGAGUUUUAAAGAUUUUAUGUACUAAUUCAACCUCUUUAUUUAUUGUAGAUCCAUUCAGAUUUUAGGUUAUGUUUUGAGUCAGUCUCAGUAGUUUGUAGCUUUGAACGAAUUAUGCCAUUUCACAUAAGUGAUCUAAUACAUUGGCAUACUAUUAUUCAUAGUUUUCCCUUACAGUCCUUUUCAUGUUUGUAAAGUUACUUGCUAUAUACUUUUCUUCAUUCCUAAUUUUAUUAGUUUGAUUCUUCUCACUUUUUUCUUGGUCAUUUUAGCUAAAUAUUUGUCAAUAUUGUUGAUCUCUUCAAACAACCAAUUUUAGAGUUUAUUGAUUUUUCUCUUUGUUUUGCUGCUCUCUAUUUCAUUAAUAUCUUAAUAUAUUCUGUAAUCUUUUAUUAUUUCCUUUCUUUGGCUUGACUUAAUAUUGGUUUGCUCCUCUUUUUCUAGUUUAUUAAGUGGAAGUUCAAGUUAUUACAUUAGGAUCUUCUAUCUUAAUAUAGGCAUUUACAGCUAUCAAUUUCCCUCUAAGAACUGCUUUAGCUGCGUCCCAUGUUUGGAAUAAUGUGUUUUCAUUAUCAUUCAUCUCAAAAUAUCUUAUAAUUCCCCUUGUGAUUUUUGCUUUGACUCAAUGGGUUUUUACCAGUAUGUUGUUUAAUUUUCAUGUAUUUGUGAAAAUUCCAAAUUUCCCUUGGCUAUUGAUUUCUAUUUUUAUUUCAUCUUACUUGGAGAAUAUACACCGUAUAAUUUCAACUACAUUAAUUUAUGUGGUUCAUUUAAUGCUCUAAAAUAUGGUCUACCCUGGAGAAUGUUCCAUGUGCAGUUGAAAAAUAUGUUUGUUCUCCUAUUGUUUGGUGGGAUGUUCUCUAGAUGUCUGUUUGGUCUAGUUGGUUUAUAGUGCAUUUCAAGUUUUCUAUUUCAAUGUUGAUCUCUGCCUGGUAGUUGUGCCUAUCCAUUAUAGAAAAUGAUGCAUUGAAGUUGCCCACUAUUGUUGUUGAAUUUUAUAUCUCUCCCUUUAAUUUAUCUUAGUUUUUGCUUUAAGCCUGUGUUGUUAGAUGCAUGUAUUAUAAUUUUAUUUCUUCCUGAGGUAGUAAAACAUAUUUCAUUAUAAUAUCUCCCCUUAUCAUAGCAAUAUUUUUACUUUAAGUCAAUUUUGCAUAUUAGUGUAGCCACUCCAUACUACUUAUGCUUUCUUUAAAUUUAUUUAUAUCUUUCAAUCUAAAGUGUGACUCCUGUAGAAAAUAUAUAACUGUAUUUUGCUUUUUAAAAUCUCAUUUGAUUAUCUCUGCCUUUUGAUUACAUUGUUUAAUCUAUUCAAAUUUAAUUUUAUUAUUGAAAGAAUUGGAUUUACACCUGCCAUUUUACUGAUUUAAAAUACAUUUUAUGUUUUUCUGUUCCCAUAUCUCUUCUUUACUGUUGUUUUUUGUAUUAAGUAAAUAUUUUCUAAUGUGGCAUUUUUAUUACUUUGACAAUUUUUUUUGCAACAUAUUUACCAUAAUUUUUCACUGUAAUUUUUUAUUGUUUGCUUUUAAGUUUGCUAUAUGCUUUUUUAAAAAUUAAUUUUUAAUUUUUAUGGUUUCAUGGUAGGUAUGUAUAUUUAUGGGAUACAUGAGAUAUUUUGACAUAGGUAUAAAAUGUGUCAUAAUCACGUAAGGGUAAAUAAAGUAUCCAUCAACUCAAGCAUUUAUCAUUUGUGAAAUAAAUAUUCCAAUUUUUAGCUAUUUUAAAGUGUACAAUCAAUUAUUGUUUACUGUAGUCAUCCUGCUAUCAAAUACUAGAACCUAUUCAUUCUCUGUAACAAAAUUUUUGGACUCAUUAACCAUGCCCACUUUCUUCCCCCACCCCACUACACUUCCCAGGCAAUGAUAACAAUUAUUCUGCUCUCUAUCUCCAUGAGCUCAAUUGUCUUAAUUUUUAGCUCCCACAAAUGAGUGAGAGCACGUGAAGUUUGACUUUCUCCGCCUGGCUUAUUUCACUUAACAUAAUGAUCUCCAGUUUCACAUUGUUGAAAAUGACAGGAUAACUUUUUUUAAUGGCUGAACAUUACUCCACUGUGUAUAUAGACUCCAUUUUCUUUAUUUAUUUAUCUGUUGAUGGACACUUAGGCUGCUUUCAAAUCUUGGCUAUUGCGAAUAAUGUUGCAAUAAACAUGGAAGUGCAAAAAUCUUUUCAAUAUACUAAUUUUUAAAGGUAUAUACACAUCAGUGGGAUUGUUGGAUCAUAUGGUAGUUUUAUUUUUAGUUUUUUAAAGAAACUCCAAACUGUUAUCCACAAUAGUUGUACAAAUUUGCAUUCCUGUCAAAAGUGUAUAGGGGUCUCCUUUUCUCCACAACCUCAUCAGCAUUUGUUAUUGCCCAUCUUUGGAUAAAAGUCAUUUUAACUGGGGUGAAAUUAUAUCUCAUUGUAGAUUUAAUGUGCAUUUCUCUGAUAAUCUGUGAUGUUGAAAAUGUUUACAUAUCCCUAUUUUCCAUUUGUAUAUCUUUUUAAAAUAAAUAUCUAUUCAGCUA
Molecule: messenger RNA, 11627 nt
Organism: Symphalangus syndactylus (siamang)
Lineage: Eukaryota; Metazoa; Chordata; Mammalia; Primates; Hylobatidae
Product: polyadenylate-binding protein 1-like 2
Molecular function (GO): RNA binding
Source: RefSeq, a predicted model, not a curated record